This is a messenger RNA of Mycena citricolor, 961 nucleotides long. NCBI's taxonomy places the organism in Eukaryota, Fungi, Basidiomycota, Agaricomycetes, Agaricales, Mycenaceae. The record is from the annotation of a GenBank genome assembly.
GUCCAUUACCCAAAGAUUUCGCCUGUAUUCACGGCUGCUCUGCUGCUGAAUUUCUGAACAUCGCACAAGGGGUCCAGCAGAUUAAGGUUUGGGCGGCUCUGGGGCUGCGCCGCGUGAGCAGAAUUCCUGACUACUUUGCCCGGCACCACUUUGACCACCCGACAUGUCUCACAUUGACCUCUCGGCCACGCUUCCCCGUGGCAACGAAACAGCAUAGGCCCAGUCCAAGGGUACGCACUGCCCGGCUCAGAUAUAUAACCUUAAAUACGUGCUCAGCGAUCUUGGUGCUGCUGCGGAAAUACAUCCAUGUCACUGAAGAAGAACCACAGCGUGGGCACUCGCAGCCGACGGCACCGCUUGUGUCGCUCCAGAUCUUGGCACUCUUCUCGGGAAUGCACGAUCCAUCUAUCGAUAACCCAAGCCCGCAUCUGACGACCUCUGAUCCUCCGACGGCAUGACCACUCUCCCAGCCAGAUUGCCGUGAUCUCCACUCCAAACGUGGCCGGGCAACAGCGCAACAGCGCAGCCCACGUCGAUCAUCAUGCCAUCUAUCUCUCUGCCAGGCACGGCAUCCAAGGGCAGACCCGCGCCGUGCCGAUGACGUUCGGACUCAUAAAACCUGCUGUAAAACCCUCGCGCGCGUGCAGUGCGCAACCUGGAACUGGACGGCGCUCUCCUCCGAUCGGGUCUCCCCUCCGAUUCCGAUGGCUGAGUCAUGGGCCCGCGCGUCGACCGAGACUCCGUGCGUAAUAUGCAGCCAAUCGCUACUCCGGGAUCCGUCUUCUGCAGUCGCUGAUCCGUACUCGGGUCUGGAUAGGAUAGGAUAGACAUCUAGCACCUGGGCCAACUUUCAUCCCGUAAGUCAGUCAGGCACGCGCCUGCAUAGUGACUCAGUCGGCAGGCGAGGCCGAGAUUUCGUGGAUCGCAUCUGUGAGCAGCUCGUAUACUGCAACGAUUUUUU